Molecule: messenger RNA, 137 nt
Organism: Racocetra fulgida
Lineage: Eukaryota; Fungi; Glomeromycota; Glomeromycetes; Diversisporales; Gigasporaceae
Source: the annotation of a GenBank genome assembly
GUCUGCAAUAUAUGCCGUAUUAGCUGAGGAUGGUAUUGAAAUAAAUGAUAACAUUAAAGCAACAAUUUUGGAUUAUGAAUUUUGGAUGGAUCUAAAAAAAUUACACGAUUUUCUAGAACCAUUUAUCAUUUUUAUAC